ACUAUAUAAGAAAAUGUUUCUAGGGUUUUGGGGUCUCUGCUGUGACUGAAAACGGAGAGAGAUAAACGAGAGAACCAGGAAGGAGAAGGCGUCUUUCACCUUUGUAGCCAUGAUUAUUCCGGAGAAGAACCGGAGAGAGAUCUCCAAGUAUCUCUUCCAAGAGGGCGUUUGCUAUGCGAAGAAAGAUUUUAAUCUUGCGAAGCACCCGGACAUCGAUGUGCCGAAUCUACAGGUCAUCAAGUUGAUGCAAAGCUUUAAAUCGAAAGAGUAUGUGCGUGAGACCUUCGCUUGGAUGCACUACUAUUGGUACCUCACAAACGAUGGGAUCGAAUUCCUCCGAACAUACCUCAACCUCCCUUCGGAGAUCGUCCCUGCCACUUUGAAGAAAUCUGUUAAGCCUGCUGGGAGGCCUAUGGGCGGGCCUCCCGGAGAUCGCCCACGUGGACCGCCUCGUUUUGAGGGAGACCGGCCUAGGUUUGGCGACCGUGAUGGGUACCGUGGUGGUCCACGAGGACCUCCUGGUGAGUUCGGUGACAAGGGAGGAGCCCCGCCUGAGUACCAACCAUCGUUUAGGGGUCCUGGUGCAAGGCCUGGUUUUGGCCGUGGAGGUGGUGGUUAUGGCGCGGGACCUGGUAGCUCAAGUUUGGCGUAAAGGGGUGUCGAGUAUGGCGGAGUUCUCUUAAUUUUUGAUAGUUUUAGUUAUAUGCAACCAGAAAAGCUGUUAUAUAUUAAAUUUGUUGCAGUUAUAUAUCGAGUAUGUCGCAGAGUACCGUCUUAAAUUUGUCAUGAGAUCUGAUUUUGUUACUAGUUCUUGAUGGAAGAGGAACUGUCAGAACUACUCUUUCGUAGUGUUCCAUCUAUCUUAGCGACUUUUUUUUUCA
Nelumbo nucifera (sacred lotus) is the source of this 881-nucleotide messenger RNA. RefSeq names its product small ribosomal subunit protein eS10z-like. The record is from RefSeq and is a predicted model, not a curated record. Gene Ontology annotation, molecular function: RNA binding; structural constituent of ribosome. Lineage: Eukaryota; Viridiplantae; Streptophyta; Magnoliopsida; Proteales; Nelumbonaceae. Gene Ontology annotation, cellular component: cytosolic small ribosomal subunit.